CUUAGCGCCCCUCAGUCUGCACGCCCAUCUCGCUCGCCGUCUGACAAGCUCCUCCACACGACUCAAACCUACCAUGUCAGACUAUCAGCCUACACCAAUUGCACCUCAAAAUAUUGCACCUCAGAAUAUUGCACCGCAGGACGGUGGCUCCAGCACAGCUCCCGAGCUAGCCCGGGACGUCGAGCCGGCACCGAUCACAGAGCAGGAGGUGGGCGAAUAUCGAGAGCAAGACCGUUUCUUGCCAGUAAGGUACUUGCCUCAAGAUUGGUCAACUGCUAAGCUGACGGCCGGUUCAAACAGAUAGCAAACGUCUCCCGCAUCAUGAAGGCAUCUGUGCCCGGCACCGCCAAAAUCUCGAAGGAGGCCAAGGAGUGUGUGCAAGAAUGCGUCUCCGAGUUCAUCAGCUUCAUCACUUCCGAGGCGGCCGAGAAGUGUCAAAUGGAGAAGCGCAAGACCAUUGGUGGGGAGGACAUUCUCUACGCCAUGCUCACUCUGGGCUUUGAGAACUAUGCGGAGACUCUCAAGAUUCAUCUCGCAAAGCUGCGUCAGGUACGCUCCGAAUUCUUGUACAGCGUGGGAUGACCUAGCAUACCACUCUGAAGCCCCAGAAUCAGUCAAACGCGUCCGGCGCAAAUGCACGACCAGAUACUGGAACCUCAAGCGACGCACGCGAGGAAUAGCUCGCUGUCGCAGCAUGCACCGUGUAACACCGUACCAGUCUCACUCUCAGCACUGUUGUAGACUGCUAUGACCCUGGCUUCCCAAGAGCUCUUGACGAAAAAUGACCUGCGACUCCGCCGAUGCUUCGUACUUAUCUCGUGUCCUCCGCACGUCGAUACUCUCUUGCAUAAAAUUGUACUGUUUGUACCAUACAGCUUGUGACUUCCACGUUAAAUUC
Messenger RNA from Phanerochaete carnosa HHB-10118-sp, 898 nucleotides. RefSeq lists its product as uncharacterized. The record is from RefSeq and is a predicted model, not a curated record. Gene Ontology annotation, cellular component: CCAAT-binding factor complex. Gene Ontology annotation, biological process: regulation of transcription by RNA polymerase II. Lineage: Eukaryota; Fungi; Basidiomycota; Agaricomycetes; Polyporales; Phanerochaetaceae. Bases 322 to 582 code for a protein of 86 amino acids. Gene Ontology annotation, molecular function: DNA-binding transcription activator activity, RNA polymerase II-specific; RNA polymerase II cis-regulatory region sequence-specific DNA binding; protein heterodimerization activity. The transcript has a single exon.